Messenger RNA from Rana temporaria (common frog), 4445 nucleotides. RefSeq names its product transforming growth factor beta receptor 2 (gene TGFBR2). The record is from RefSeq and is a predicted model, not a curated record. Gene Ontology annotation, molecular function: SMAD binding; transforming growth factor beta receptor activity, type II; activin receptor activity. Gene Ontology annotation, cellular component: plasma membrane; signaling receptor complex. The transcript has 10 exons. NCBI's taxonomy places the organism in Eukaryota, Metazoa, Chordata, Amphibia, Anura, Ranidae. Bases 277 to 2385 code for a protein of 702 amino acids. Gene Ontology annotation, biological process: cellular response to growth factor stimulus; heart development; protein phosphorylation.
UGACUGACACAACUGGGUGAGGUUUUUAAGAAGAAGAAGAAGAAAAAAAAAGAAGUAGAGAGGCCCAGCAGCACAGCUGUUUGUGAAGUUGAAGAUUUCCUGUUUCCUCAGGACUCGGCCAGUGAAUGAGUCACAGAGGUGGAAGGCAGAAAACGGUGCCCAUAGGAAUGCAGGGAGGAGUGCGGGCUGGGAGGACAGGGGGAGCUGAUCCGGGACUGGGGCUGCAAACUUGCUGGAGGAACUCCUAAUACUUUCUAAGGACUUAUCUCUUCUACCAUGGCAGGAUACACCGGGCUCCCCACCGCCACCGCCGCCACCGCUAUAUUCUGCAUACUGACAGCCGCCGCUAUUACCGACUCCAUGGGUCCACCAGAUUUUAUGAAGUUCCAGGAACGCGGAACACUUUGUAAAUUUUGUGAUGUGCUACCAGCAACAUGUACACAAAACAAAGGUCGCUGUGACAGUUCCUGUGACAGAUUUUCAACUUGUGAAAAUCAGGAAGACGUGUGUGUAGCUAUAUGGAGAAGCAAUAAUUCUGCUGUCACUGAGGAAACACUGUGUUAUGAUCCUAGAAAGAAGCUGCAUGGACACAGACUGAAUGACUAUAACACCUCAAAAUGUCACAUGAAAAAGAGGAAUCAUUUGGGAGAGACAAUGUUCAUGUGCGCAUGUAAAAGUGAUGGUUGUAAUUCUGAGUUCAUUUUUGAAAAUGCAACAGCAAAAAAACAUCAUACAGAAAACAUGAAUCACAAAGUCAUAGAUGAAACCAAUAGUUCUAAGGGUAAGACAAAAUCCUGGGAAAGUGAACCUGGAGGGAAGGUGAAACUUGCAAGAUUGUGCAAAUUUUGUGACAUCCUGCCAUCAACAUGUUUGAUAAGUCAUGGGAAUUGUACGAGCUCCUGUGAAAGAACUUCCAUUUGCGAGCUUGCUGAUGAAGUGUGUGUAGCAAUAUGGAGACAUAAUGACACACACACAACUGAGGAGACACUGUGCCAUGACCCCAAAGUUCCUCUUUAUGGUCACACGUUUGAUGAGUACACUGAGCCAUCUUGUAUAAUGAAAGAAAAAAAGAUCGCUGGUGGAACAAUGUUUAUAUGCUCUUGCUAUGAAGAAGAGUGCAAUCUAAAGUUUACAAUGCAAGGUUUAGAAUCCAGAAAUCCUGGUGGCCCUGACACAACUAUUGUUGCACUGGCAAGUCUUAUUCCACCAGUUGUCGUAGCUGUUGCAGUAAUCUUCAUUUUUUAUUGUUACCGAAUUCAUCGAAAAAAUAAGUUUGACAAGAAAUGGGAUGGUCACCAAAAAUGUAUCAAACAUCCAAAUAUGGAAUGUUCCAUGAUGUUAGAUGAUGACCGUUCAGAUAUAAGUUCGACAUGUGCCAACAACUUAAAUCACAACACUGAACUUCUUCCUAUUGAAUUGGACACCUUGGUUGGAAAGGGAAGAUUUGCUGAAGUCUAUAAAGCCAAACUCAAACAGAAUACUUCAGAUCAGUUUGAAACAGUGGCUGUCAAAAUUUUUCCUUAUGAAGAAUAUGCAUCUUGGAAAAUGGAGAAAGAAAUCUUUUCAGAUAUAAAUCUAAAACAUGAAAAUGUUUUACAGUUUUUGACUGCUGAAGAGAGGAAAACAGAUGUUGGAAAGCAAUACUGGUUAAUUACUGCUUUUCACUCUACAGGCAAUUUACAGGAAUACUUAACAAGACACAUCAUUAGUUGGGAAGACCUCCUACUGCUUGGUGGCUCUUUGGCUCGUGGGGUUGCCCACUUACAUAGUGACCACACACCAUGUGGAAGACCAAAAACCCCAAUAGUACAUCGAGACUUGAAAAGCUCAAAUAUACUUGUUAAAAAUGAUCUCACAUGUUGUUUAUGUGACUUUGGAUUAUCUCUCUGGCUGGAUCCAUCUCUUUCAGUGGAUGAUCUUGCUAACAGCGGGCAGGUUGGAACUGCCAGAUAUAUGGCCCCGGAAGUCCUUGAAUCCAGAAUAAAUUUGGAAAACAUGGAGUCAUUUAAACAAACAGAUGUGUAUUCCAUGGCACUGGUAUUAUGGGAAAUAACAUCGCGCUGUAAUGCAAUUGGAGAAGUAAAAGAUUAUGAACCUCCAUUUGGAACCAAAGUACGAGAGCACCCGUGUGUUGAAAGCAUGAAGGAUAAUGUUCUCAGGGAUCGAGGUCGACCUGAACUUUCCAAUAAUUGGUUGAAUCACCAGGGUAUCCAGCUUGUAUGUGAAACCAUAACAGAAUGUUGGGACCAUGACCCAGAGGCCAGGCUCACUGCCCAAUGCGUAGACGAGAGAUUUAAUGAGUUAGAAAAUCUCGACAGAAUCUCCGAGAGAAGCUGCUCAGAGGAAAAAAUACCAGAAGACUGUACAGAAAACACAAACAAGUGAAACAUGCACUGCAAAUACUUUGUCUUAAAUAGAAAUUCAGGACUGCAACAUAGGCAGCUGAGGAAAUCAUAUGCAUAAAGUAUGCACUGAACUGUUAACUCCAGAGACAUGACAGGGCAAGUCCCAAUUGCUGCUGGAGCAAUGUCAUGUAUGUUUCCCACAAGAACGGUCUUAUCUGUGGGGCCCAAAGCAAUUAUGGAAUGUAAUGCCUGAAUCCCAACAGAUAACAGACACAAAACUCUAUUCUGAGUCUGUGCAAGGCACAGUGUAUUUGUUUGGUCUAAAGUAAUCACCCCAAUUGCUUUACCCAGAAUUCACCUCUUCUGCUCCUAUGGUGCUGCCAUAGGGUGAUACGUUUCCUCAGGACAUUUUUUUGUUAUUUCUAAUAUAGCCAUACUUUACUUGCACUUUAUAAAAUUGUGUAUAAAACUACACAUUGGCUUUAAUGUAUGUAAGUAUUGUCUCUGAUAAACCAAAAGUAUAUUACCAGGAAAAUGUACAGGGCAUAGGAGAACACAAGAUUAAUGAAAAGAACAUUUUUUUUUAAAUAUUCAGAAGUCUAACGAUAAGCUCUUGUUACAUAUUUUUGUAUUUCAUAGUAGGAAUAUUAUAUUUUAUCAGAACCGAACUUUUUACUUGUUAAGUCGAAGUGGGUUUAUAUGUGAGCACUGUACACGUUCUGUUUUAUUAGAAUUACAGCACAGAAUGGAAUCUAGAUUGAAGAGUUUGGGAUUUUACUAGUAACUGCUAGUAAUCUACUUGAAACAUCAAAGCAAGACCACAUGGUAAUAGAUCACCUCUUGAUGAGGUUCAAAAAAUUAUCUUCCAAAAUGUAUGUGUAAAGUAUUGUAUGUUCCAUAUUUUAUUAAUCUGUCAAUAUUACUUUUUGUAAGUGAACACUUGAAAUGGCAAUGUAUCCUGGUGUAGGUGGAAAAAGCAUAAUAUGGGAUAGCAGUUUGGUUGUAUUUUAAAAAGGGCUGUGUAUUUUUUCAUAUUAUCAGAAGAUAUAUUGAAUUUGGUUCUCUACUGAUCUGCGUGUUUUUGGCAACAAAUAUGCAUCUUGUAAAGAUUGUAUGGGGAAAAGAGUUUGGUGCACAAGGCAUACCUUUCUGAGUGUACACCGAUUUACACACAAAUGCAGUCACAUGCAACAAUGAGAUAUCAGGGGGAGACAAUCUGAAAAAAAAUAAUUAAGUGCAUUUAAAUAGUUCCUUGUUUAUGGGUGUUAUGAAUAAAACCUCAUCCUGCCUUUAAAUGCUUUUUAUACUUUUCUGAUUCUGCUAAAGUGAAUAAAUGUGACCUAUAGGUUUUAAGAAGGCCUACUAAGCUAUAGCAUGGGGCGAGGGUGAAGGGGGGAAUAUCUGUUGCUUGCUACUUUCAUAAAAGAAAGCAACAUUAUGUGCCUUAGGUGGUGUUGAUAAACAUACAUUUCUUUGAAUAGUAACAUGGCGUUAUAGGGAAGUCCACUAAUGUAAAACCAUAAAGGGUUGUAAAGUUAGCUAUUACAAAAUAUACUUUUUUUAUCCUAAGAGCAACCUGAUCUUAAGGGUUGCUCAAAUCAAGAUGAAUAUUAUAGCUUUGCGUGGGCACCGAUUUGUUGCAUCACCCAGAAGUUUUGUAUAUCUCUGAGAGGCUGUAGUGAUAAGAUAUAUCUGCAGCAGUUUGUGUGUCCACCACCCAUCCAUAAUCUCUUCUGGCAGGUGUACUUCACAGCUAUGUGUUAGUACUGUGUUUUUAAAAAUCUAUCCACAGAGAGUGACAAUGUUUGGUUUAUAAUAGCCAUGACAGUUGAACAGAACUAGGAAUUGUGGAAGACCUAUCUUGCAACAAGUGUCCCUGAGAACUUUAAAUAGCUUGUCUGUAGUUCAGUUGCAAUCAUCUAUGCAAUACUAAGGAUGUACAUUUUUGAGAAAUGUAACUUUAAUGUUAUCUUCGUUUAUUUUAUCAUAUCUAUUUAAGUAUGUCUAAUCUAAAGAUUACAUUAUUUUAAAAACUAAUAUAAUGGUGACCUUUAUUACAUUAGAAGUGAUGUUUGCAUUAAUAUAACAUGAAAUUUAAUA